UAAAAGUGAUUAGGGCAAAGUUUGUGUUUCUAGAUAGCAAGCAUGGGAUACGUCUCCGACAACAACCUCGUCAACUAUUUCCCCCUCUCUACUAAUACUACUACUCAACCUCAUCAUCUUCUUAUCACACACUGCGAGAUUAACGGCAACGAUCACCAUCAGCUCGUCCCUGCAUCCUCAGGAGAACACGACGACGGUAAAAGUAACAUUUCUGUGGCGGCGACGACUUCGAGAUGGAAUCCAACACCCGAGCAGAUCACGACGCUAGAAGAGGUUUACAGGAGCGGAACACGGACGCCGACGACAGAACAGAUCCAAAAGAUAGCAUCCAAGCUCCGUAAAUAUGGCAGAAUCGAAGGGAAGAAUGUGUUCUAUUGGUUUCAGAAUCAUAAGGCUAGAGAGAGACAAAAACGACGCCGUCGUGAAGGAGUUGCUACUAACAAUGUUCGUGAACCACAUCAAGACGUCAAGGAUUCAUCAUCAGGUGGUUAUCGAGUUGAUCGGACAAAGAGCUGCUUAUCUUUUCCGCAAACAGACCCACAGCCACAGCGUGAAUUAGUUCCGGCGAGUUACAAUAAAGACGACAAUGCUAAUAAUGAAGAUUAUGGGAGGACAAAAGAAUCAGAGAGGGCAUCCGAGGGUGGUAAAGACAUCACGUGGAGAAAUCUUGUUACUUCGUCGUCGGUAACUCAAGAAGAACCAGGAGGAGAAGUUGAAACGAGGGAGAUCCGAACUUUAAAUCUCUUCCCGGUUCUGGAGAACCAAGAGAAAACCAGCUGGUUUAAAGAGAAGAAGAAUGCGAAUGCAAACCAAGCGUGUUGCGACUACUGUUUCUACUAAGAGUUCUUGCCUCUGAAGAACUGCAACCAAAACCCAUGUGUGAGUAAUAAAUAAGACUAGAAGGAUUUAAUGAAGUUUUAUUUG
Messenger RNA from Camelina sativa (false flax), 924 nucleotides. RefSeq names its product WUSCHEL-related homeobox 6-like. NCBI's taxonomy places the organism in Eukaryota, Viridiplantae, Streptophyta, Magnoliopsida, Brassicales, Brassicaceae. The record is from RefSeq and is a predicted model, not a curated record. Gene Ontology annotation, molecular function: DNA binding; DNA-binding transcription factor activity. Gene Ontology annotation, biological process: plant organ development.